This is a messenger RNA of Peniophora sp. CBMAI 1063, 1221 nucleotides long. NCBI's taxonomy places the organism in Eukaryota, Fungi, Basidiomycota, Agaricomycetes, Russulales, Peniophoraceae. The record is from the annotation of a GenBank genome assembly.
AUGCCAGCUCCCGCCCCCCACACCAAGACCACCGCCUCCCCCGCGAAGCCGAUCCCUAUGCCUCGCCGCGCCACCGAUGCCGGAAUCGGCGCGGUACCUCCUCGACCUACCGUUGCUGCGAAAGCCGCGAGCGUCAGAGGACUGCUGCACGCACACAAACGUGCCGACUCGGCCGCAAACCCUCGCGACAUCACUCUCAGCCAGACCAAACCGACAGUGAAGAGGGCGAACACACUCGACAAGCUCAGACCGUCAACUUGGUCCAAGAGCUCCAAAGUGGCAGCGCCCGCACCUCUUUCAUCCGACGAAGCCGAAGAGAUCGAUAUUCUUAUCCCUUCGAAUCUCCUACGCGACGACCACGAGGACGACCCCGUUGGUCUCUCUACGGGUACUUUCCAUGGGCUCUCUGCUAAGAAGUUGCUGCCUACCCUCGGAAAGAACAAACGCCGACUCUCCGAGCGUCCGGCUCUGCUUGUCAGGGUCGACACGGAGUUGAGCUAUAGCUCAUCGUCGGCAGACGACUCGAGCGGAGAGUCCUCUGAGGCAACCUGCGUCGGCUCGUUGUCUCCUUCGCCGGACCUCUCCCUCUCCUCUCGUUCAAACUUCGUUAAGAAGCCCUCACCAACCCAACCACCGCUCACGGUCCAAUCUCCCUCUACACCGAGCCCCGCAUUUGGCAACCUCCCCAAGGAUUUGCACCAUGACACCCCACCAGCCCACCAGGCUAUCGUGCAACCCGUCCCUCUUCGCCCCAAUGUGCUCAAGGCCGCUGAGAUCCUCCAGCACGGGGAGGACUGGGAGGCUCAGGUCCUACCCGUUUCGCCUCCGUCUCGACCGUCCUCUGCUCCUUCGCUCUUCGGCGGCAGUCUUGAGCCAAUCCAGGACGCAGAAGAAGACGCUUACUACGAGGAGCGGUACCACCUGGCGUUCGACACACAGCUCAAGUGGCAUAGGGCGUACGACGAACAUCUUCGUAUACUCGCUGACGUCCGGUUACGCGAUGGCCUAGACAUCCAGGACUGCAUGUACUUGCGCAUGACGGAAGAGCAGCGGGCUCAGGUGCACGCUGGACCGUGGAAAUUUGUCGACAUGGGGAAGGAGGGGAAGUGGGUCGUCGACAGGAAGAAGUGGGAGAAGCGUGCGAGGAAGCUCCAGAAGGAGGAGGCGAAAGCCGCAUUGCAGACUCAGGCGUUGCAGGCCCAGUAUGACGAGCUAUACUGA